UCAUACGGUCGCCGCCGCGUCUGCGCACCGGGAGCUGCUUGCCGUUGCGGCCGCCUGGAAUUCUGGGGCUUGUGUCUGCCCCUCGGCUGCGGGCGGGAAGCCGAAGGUAUAUUUUCAGUGCUAGGCACAGUGCUGUGCAAUGAGGAUACAGAAAUGGUGAGGUUGGACAGUUGUCCCUUCCCUGUGGAGCUCCCAGUCAGGCCUCUAUAGACAUCCCAGGCCCUGCUGCUAUCUAGGAUGGCUCCGUUGGGCAUGCUGCUUGUGCUGCUGAUGGCCUCCUGCUUCACCUUCUGCCUCAGUCAUCAGAACCUGGAGUUUGCGCUGACCAACCCAGAGAAGAGCAGCAGCAAAGAAACAGAGAGAAAGCAAACCACAGCAGAGGAGGAGCUGGACCCCGCGGUCCUGGAGGUCUUUCACCCGACCCAUGAGUGGCAGGCCCUUCAGCCAGGUCAGGCUGUCCCUGCAGGAUCCCAUGUACGGCUGAAUCUCCAGACCGGGACAAGAGAAGUGAAACUCCACGAUGAGGACAAGUUACAAAAUAAAUUGAAAGGGUCAAAAAAAGGCAGAAGGCUGGACAUCAACACCAAUACCUACACGUCUCAGGAUCUCAAGGGUGCGCUGGCGAAGCUCAAGGAGGGGGCAGCGACGGGGCAUGCGGAGAAAGACAAGGCAAGGCAGGCAGAGGUUAAACGGCUCUUCCGCCCCAUUGAGGAGCUGAAGAAGGACUUUGAGGAGCUGAAUGUCGUCAUUGAGACAGACAUGCAGAUCAUGGUACGGCUGAUCAACAAGUUCAAUAGUUCCAGCUCCAGCCUGGAAGAAAAGAUUGCUGCACUCUUUGAUCUUGAAUAUUAUGUUCAUCAGAUGGAUAAUGCACAGGACCUGCUUUCCUUCGGUGGCCUUCAAGUGGUGAUUCAUGGGCUGAACAGCACAGAGCCCCUGGUGAAGGAGUAUGCUGCGUUUGUGCUGGGCGCUGCCUUUUCCAGCAACCCAAAGGUCCAAGUGGAGGCCAUUGAGGGGGGCGCCUUGCAGAAGCUGCUGGUCGUCCUGGCCACAGAGCAGCCUCUCACUGUGAAGAAGAAGGCCCUGUUCGCACUGUGCUCCUUGCUGCGCCACUUCCCCUACGCCCAGCAGCAGUUCCUGAAGCUGGGGGGCCUGCAGAUCCUGAGGAGCCUGGUGCGGGCCGAGGGCACGGAGGUGCUGGCUGUGCGCGUGGUCACCUUGCUCUACGACCUGGCCACUGAGAAGAUGUUUGCCGAGGAGGAGGCGGAGCUGACCCAGGAGACGCCCUCAGAGAAGCUGCAACAGUACCGCCAGGUGCACCUCCUGCCAGGCCUGCGGGAACAGGGCUGGUGCGAGAUCACUGCCCGCCUGCUGGCACUGCCUGAGCAUGAUGCUCGGGAAAAGGUGCUGCAGACGCUGGGCGCCCUCCUGGCCACCUGCCGGGACCACUACCGGCAGGACCCCCAGCUCAGGAGGGCCCUGGCCAGCCUGCAGGCCGAGUACCAGGCUCUGGCUGCCCUGGAGCUCCAGGAUGGCGAGGCUGAGGGCUACUUCCGGGAACUGCUGGGCUCCGUCAACAGCUUGCUGGCGGAGCUGAGAUGAGGCUGCGCCCCAGCUCCGGGACCGGACUGGGCCCGGCCAGUGAGGCUGAGGGCCACCAGCUUGGCUGGGCUCUUCAGGGGAUACCAGUGGGGAGGGAGGACUUCUCUACUGGGCCUGGGCAUCAUCUGGGCAGUGCCAGCCUUACCAUUAAAUGGAGGCGCAAAGGC
This is a messenger RNA of Manis pentadactyla (Chinese pangolin), 1769 nucleotides long. It is a transcript of the gene SIL1, whose product is annotated as SIL1 nucleotide exchange factor. The transcript has 11 exons. NCBI's taxonomy places the organism in Eukaryota, Metazoa, Chordata, Mammalia, Pholidota, Manidae. The record is from RefSeq and is a predicted model, not a curated record. Bases 238 to 1602 code for a protein of 454 amino acids.